Physella acuta is the source of this 2163-nucleotide messenger RNA. RefSeq names its product ankyrin-3. Gene Ontology annotation, molecular function: protein binding. NCBI's taxonomy places the organism in Eukaryota, Metazoa, Mollusca, Gastropoda, Physidae. The record is from RefSeq and is a predicted model, not a curated record.
CCAUGUCGUCAGCCAGAAAAGCACAUUAUCAGAACGGGCUCCACAUAUGCACCGAUAAAUGCAAGAAACUUAUGCUGUUUGUCUCUAACAAACAAUGUGUACAGGAGUUGAAGAGUCUGCUAACUCAGGGCGUUGAUCUACGUCACACUGACGAGCAGGGGUGGACAGCCCUGCACUACGCGGCUAAAGCCAACGUAGCUGAAGCUGUUGAGGUUCUGGUUAGGUAUGGCGUGGGUGUUGACGUCGUUGACAAGAAGGGGGCCACGCCUCUGAUGGUCGCGUGCAUGGAGAAUCACGUGCAUGUUGUCGAGCUGCUACUGAGGCUGGGGGCACAGGUGGAGCACGCCGACCCCGCGGGUCAGACUGCUGUCAUGUGCGCGGCUGAAAAAGGUCAUUUUGCUGUGGUGAUGAUUCUCAUCGACCACAAGGCUGACAUCAACAGGGCGAGUAAACAAGGCUACACGCCGCUGAUGCUGGCGUCCAAGAACAGAAGUUCUAGAACGGUCGAACUGUUACUGAAGCAUGGCGCCAGGAUUGAUUGCAGAAGUGAGCGUGGUUGGAACGCCAUGCUUUUAGCAACCCUUAGCAACGAUCCGUUUUUGGUGAAUUUAAUGCUGCAAGCGGGUUGUCAAAUAAACGACGUGUCGUCCGAUGGCUGGACCAACCUUCACCUUGCUGCUAAAAACGGAAACCAGGAACUGGUUGAUAAAUUUAUCAAGAAAUGCCCGGAUGUCAACGUGCGCAACAAAAACGACUGGACUCCGUUAAUGUUAGCAACACAAAACGGACAUUUGGAGACCGUCAAAAAAUUGAUCCAGUGUAAAGCGGACCCAGCGCUUAGAAGUCGCAAAAGGGAAACAGCCGUAAUGAUAGCGGCACGGAAGGGACACACAGAUAUCCUCAACUUCCUGAUCACGAAUGACGUCAGCAAACGGGCCGAGAAUGAAAAAGACGCGCUAGUCAGUGCCGCUCAAAAUGGCUCUUUGGAGGCUGCCAGAUACGUUCUAGAAAACUUGAACCCUGCCUGCCGGGGAAAGAGACCCGCCCUACUCCAGGCCGCUUACAACGGCCACGAUACUCUCGUUGAUUAUUUGUGUCAAAAAGGCACUGACGUCAACUACAAGGAGCGGGACGGAUGUGACGCCAUGAUGCUGGCAUGCGUGAAAGGUCACGACAUGGUCGUCUGCAAACUAGCAGCAAAUGGUGCCGAUGUGAACAAAGCUUACGACAUUUCUCCCUCUGCUAAACUUUUCGUCAAAGCUUUCAAUGUAACUACAACUCCAUCCGGAGCAGCCUCCGUUUCUCUAACCCCGCUGUUGUGUUGUAUUUUAUUCGGGAACUUGCGCUGUGUUGACACGUUGAUAAGUUUAAAAUGUGAUGUCAACAAAGCCAACAGUUACGGCACGACACCGGUCGCCCUCGCUCAACAUCUGACCAACACAGUUGUGGUGGCUAAACUACAUCAGCAUGGGGCUAAGCGGGGUGGGGGCGGGGUGGGACGGUCAUGUGAUCCUCUGUACAACAUGAAAACUGUUGAGAGGGCGUACACUGACGCAGAUAUUGACACUGACGCUACUACGUGGAGUGACGCAACCCAGCAGAAAGAAAUAGCCAUCGAGCAUCAGACGCUCAUCAAAUCGCCGUCCACCACUUAUGGUAGUAGAAAGACAACAUCAUCAAGUGGUGGUAGGACGCCAGCAUCAUCAAGUGGUGGUAGGACGCCAGCAUCAUCAGGGUAUGCUACUGCGUCAACACCUACCAGCCACGAAACAGUUCCCAAACUCACAGAUGAACAGAAGGCAGAUAGCAGCACGACGCUCCCUAAAGUGCUAGACGAUCUGCCUGCAGGUGCAUCUAAUGGAAGAGCUGACCACCAGCAGACGAUACCAAAACAACCAGACACCAGACACAGCAACAACCCGACUUCACCCAAGCCCAAGUUUGAAAGCAUGAACAUGGAAGACUUUCUACAAUCACCUCGGUCUCCGGUAAACUACCACAUACAUCUGGUGGUGGAGUCUGUGGGAAACUUGGCCAUAGGGGGCAGCACCAUCAACAUAGAGACCCAGAGCAAGGACGAGGACUGCAAUCCAGAGUAGCUUCCCUUGAUUUGAAACAGUGCGGUUAAUUCCCCUAAUUCCAGAUAGUGUGAUUAGUACCCCU